AAUAAAAAAAAGUACGAGAAAAAUCCAAAUACAGAAUUCAUGGAUAUCAACAAAUUUGAAAUAGUUAGAUAUUGUUAUCUUCUUUUGCCUAAUUAGAGUGCAUUGUUAUCCUUUCAUCUUGUUCGAGCCCAGAUAAAACGUUUACAUAGAAGGCAACGAAAUCUACGAUGCAUGAUAUGGUUCAAAAAUCUAUCAAACAUUGUAUUAUUGACUGAGCAGAAAGAAUGAGUUAUAAUUGUGUUUGUGUAUGAUAUUUCUAAUCGAUGUGGUUUGUCAAUUCAAUGUGACCGAGAAAGUGUACCUAAUUUAAUUUAAGUUCCUUGAUUUUGUUGUCAUUGUUCUGUGUUUAAUUUAUUGCCAAUACAUUAAUUUUCUUUCGUUUAAAAACAAAGUCAAAUUUCUGCUUGAGAUUUGAAGAUUUAACAAACAAACAAAUUUCCAAGGAUAAAAAAUCUGUAAAAAAAUGUCGCAAAAUCAUUUUAAUUAUAUGAGCGGAGUGCCUGUGAAAAUAGCUGAAAAUUAUAAGCCACCAAAGAAAUUGGCAUUGACCCAAAGUGUGUCACAACGUUUAUCAACAUCGUCCAGUGUAACCACUCAAGUGCUCGAAAAGAAUGCAUACGAUUUUGCAUUGGAGCGAACGGUGUUGUCCAAAAUGUCCGAAUGGCAACACAUGAGGCAGCGUGAAAACUGUGAUAGAAAAGAGAGAAUGCGUUCAUUUGAACAGGAACAACAAAGUCUAUUUGAUGCAAAACAAAAACAAAUAUUGACGGCCGUUUCGUAUCCAAGCACCGACGAUUUGUCAUCUGAUGAUGAUGGUGACGAUAGUGGCCAUGGUACAUCGAGUGAUGCCUCCAAAUCGGCCGUUAGCUUAAAAACCGUAUCAAUACCAGCUACAACACAAUCAACGGGGCAUCAGCAACAAUUCAGUCCGCCGAAUUUUAACAAUAUUCUAGUACCGACAGUAAUGCCCGGUCAAAAGAACACGACGAUCAAACAAAAUAUAAUCGCAACCAAAACACACUAUUCAAAGAUUAAUUUUCAAGAAUUUGAGAAUGACAAUUCUAGCCCAUUUGAUAAUGUUGAAUUGAAAACUAUUAACGAUUUGGAUAUAUUGGCCGAAGUAUGGAAUACAUCGGUUGCAAUAACAAAUCCGGCUGGAUCGAAUUCAACCGAUAAUACUCCGUCGAGUGAUGACUCGUCGAAGACGAAAAAUUCAACAAGUGAACAAAAUCAAUUACCAAAUCAAGUCUAUGCGAAUCAACACGAUCAACAGGCGAAUUCCUAUAAUAAUCAAGGAGCAAUAAAUGCGCCGCAAAAUCAAACAAAUAAUGAACAAAUGAAUCAUUCCGUAACGGCAUCUUCAAAUUCAACAACAAUUCCAAUUACGAAUAGCUAUUAUAUAAAUCAAAUGCAUUAUAAUCAUCACAUAGAUCCGUAUUCACUGGCAAAACAGACGUACAUAAAUACAACAACAAUUAACAAUAAUCCGUCGUACGUAAUCGCCCAAAAUCCAUACGCCCCAAAUAAUUAUAUAAAUCCAAUGUAUAAUAACGGCAGAACGGGAGCAAUGGCCAUGCCAAGUCACACCGUUGCCACUUCAACAAUGCCGAUGAUUGAUAAAUCUGUGAUAACAACAAAAAAUAGUAACAUUCAAGCAAAAUGCAAAAGUGUACCGGACAUCCACAAUAUUGUCCAUCAAAUUAACGCUGAACUUGAAAAUUCACAAGGCCGACGAGUUCGAAACAACAGCCAAGGUGAAAAAAAAGACAUGGCACCGUCAAAACAAAUUACUUAUGACGCAACAAAAUCAAUCGAUGCCAACUCAAUCUACAAUAAACUGUCGUUAUCGUCUCGUAAUUUAGCUAGAAAUAUCAGUUCGAUGGGAUUUCCACUGGAACAAGUGGCGAGAUUAACCGAAAUACUGGGAAAAGAUGACAAAAAAAUAAUUGAGCAUUUGAUACGCUUGGGUGAGCUACUGGAUUUGGGCUUUGAAGAGCAAAAAAUUUCAGAUGCAUUACUAAAAUUCGAUAAUAAUAAGGAGAAAGCGUUGGAUUUUCUUAUUUCCUAGUGUAAACUGAUCGAUAAAAUCGAUUCAUGUUAUACACGGCAUGUGCAUUAGUUAAAAAAACAAUCACAAAUCGAUUUAUAAACGACAAGUACCGUCGACAUACCUACAGAUACUAUACACCAAAAAUAAGUAAUUUAUUAAUUUGUACAGCGUGUAUCGGUUCUUCGUACUGAAAACGCAUCGAGGCUGAUUGAAAUGAGAAAAAAAAGAAGAAAUAUAUUAUCAAGAAAUAAUUCUCAUUUUUAUUCAACUUAAGAUGAAACACACUAAGUAGCUUUUUUUCUAGAAAAAUCGAUCAAAUUGCUUUCGAAAUAUUUAUAGAAAUUGCUUAAUACCAUACAUGGAAUUUCCUUUCCAAGAAAGAAAAAAAAGAGA
Molecule: messenger RNA, 2443 nt
Organism: Contarinia nasturtii (swede midge)
Lineage: Eukaryota; Metazoa; Arthropoda; Insecta; Diptera; Cecidomyiidae
Product: GATA zinc finger domain-containing protein 8
Exons: 3
Coding region: 464-2068 (534 amino acids)
Biological process (GO): ubiquitin-dependent protein catabolic process via the multivesicular body sorting pathway
Cellular component (GO): ESCRT I complex
Molecular function (GO): ubiquitin binding
Source: RefSeq, a predicted model, not a curated record